AUGGGCGAUGCAACGGAAAGGAUCAUCGAGACCUUGAAACGUUGUGAGUUGGUACCGGAACCGGAUGUUAAGUUUCUUUGCGAGAGAGCUAGCGAGCUGUUGAGUGAGGAGGCUAACGUCCAACGGGUGUCUAGUCCGAUUACGAUCUGUGGAGACAUUCAUGGACAGUUUUACGAUUUGUUGGAGUUGUUCCGGGUCGGUGGUGAUGUUCCUGCCACGAAUUACUUGUUCUUGGGUGACUUUGUGGAUCGUGGAUUCUUUUCAGUAGAAACCUUCUUGCUCUUGCUGGCUUUAAAGGUUCGGUAUCCUGACCGUGUGGCCCUCAUUAGAGGUAACCAUGAGUCGCGUCAGAUUACCCAAGUCUAUGGCUUCUAUGACGAAUGCCUUCGCAAAUAUGGAUCCAGUACUGUCUGGCGAUACUGCACGGAGGUCUUCGAUUAUCUCGCUCUUGCCGCACUGGUAGAUAAUAAAUACCUAUGUGUACAUGGCGGCCUCUCCCCGCACAUCUCUACCAUUGACGCGAUUCGAACCCUCGACAGACACCAGGAAGUGCCCCACGAAGGCGCCAUGUGCGACCUGCUCUGGUCCGACCCGGAAGAAGUCGACAACUGGUACUGCAGCCCAAGGGGAGCUGGCUUCCUCUUCGGCGGUUCCGUAGUAGACGAGUUUUGUCAGAAAAACGAUAUAGAGAUAAUUGCAAGAGCUCAUCAGCUGGUCAUGGACGGCCACAAAUGGUGGUUCGGAAAGAAACUAGUAACAGUGUGGAGCGCUCCCAACUACUGCUACCGAUGUGGGAACAGCGCUUCCAUUAUGGAACUGGGAGAUAACAAUUCCAUCGAGUUUAAGAACUUCGAAGCUGCGCCACCGAGCGAUCGAGGGGCUCCGGCAAAAAAGCCUAUUCCCGACUACUUCUUAUAA
Messenger RNA from Gregarina niphandrodes, 918 nucleotides. Its product is annotated as serine/threonine-protein phosphatase. Gene Ontology annotation, biological process: peptidyl-serine dephosphorylation; double-strand break repair via homologous recombination. Gene Ontology annotation, molecular function: protein serine/threonine phosphatase activity. Lineage: Eukaryota; Apicomplexa; Conoidasida; Eugregarinorida; Gregarinidae. Gene Ontology annotation, cellular component: cytoplasm; nucleus. Bases 1 to 918 code for a protein of 305 amino acids. The record is from RefSeq and is a predicted model, not a curated record. The transcript is spliced from 4 exons.